Salarias fasciatus (jewelled blenny) is the source of this 1518-nucleotide messenger RNA. Its product is annotated as tripartite motif-containing protein 16-like. The record is from RefSeq and is a predicted model, not a curated record. Gene Ontology annotation, molecular function: protein binding. The coding region runs from base 145 to 984 and encodes 279 amino acids. Lineage: Eukaryota; Metazoa; Chordata; Actinopteri; Blenniiformes; Blenniidae. The transcript is spliced from 3 exons.
CACACAUGAGGAGCAUCGAGGCAGCCACAUCCCACUGAUCAGCAUCAACACUCAGGUCGCGGGUGGCUGGAGCCGAUCCCAGCUACUGCAGAAUUUUGAAGCUGUGCUCUGAAGCUGACAGUAGCAGCUCACCAGAUCACCUGCAUGAUGGACCAAAGCCGAGGCCGUGAAACAGUCCCAGCUGCAGCGGAAAGGAGCCAGAAGCAGAAGAAGCUGAAGGCGAAUCGACUAAACAUCCAGCAGAGUAUCCAGCAGCGGGAGAACGAUGUGAAGCUGCUUCAGCAGCAGAUGCAGAAACUGCAGCUGGAGAUCACCGAGCUGAAGAGGAAAGACGUCCAGCUGGAGCAGCUGGAAGACAAGAAGGACCACAACCGGUUUCCACCAAGAGGCACCGGAGAGAAGCCUUCAGAGCCACAGACCAGAGCAGAAUUCUUAAAAUAUUCACAGCAGAUCACUCUGGAUCCAAACUCGGCACACAGACGUCUGUUACUCUCCAAGGAGAACAGGAAGGUGGCCAUCAAGCGUCAGGACGACGCUUUCGUUCCUCAUCCCGACAGGUUCACCUACUGGUACCAGGUCCUGGGCAGACAGAGUCUGACUGGACGCAGUUACUGGGAGGUGGAGCGGAGAGGGGGAGGAGUUUUCAUUGCAGUCACAUACAAGAACAUCAGCAGAGCAGGGAGUGAAAACGAAUGCAUUUUGGGGUUUAAUGACAAAUCCUGGGCUUUGAAAUGUGACAACAACUCUUACAUGUUUUGGUACAACAAGCAGUGCAGACCCGUCUCAGGUCCUCAGUCCUCCAGAGUGGGAGUGUACCUGGAUCACAAGGCAGGUAUUCUGUCCUUCUACAGCGUGUCUGAAACCAUGACUCUCCUCCACAGAGUCCAGACCACCUUCACCCAGCCGCUACACGCUGGACUGUGGCUCCUCGGCUCUUCUGGAGUCUCUGCUGAGUUUAAUGAACCCAGUUCAGAGAACUUCUAAUCCUGAUUGAAAUCCUGCCCGUGUCAUUUUCUCAUGUAGUUCAGACUACAGAGGGAAACAUAAGAAAUCAUGGGAGGUCUGACCUGCAGAGGCAACAAAGAGGAGCAUUAAAACUUCUGUCAAUGAGAUUCUGGGGUCACGAAGAGAUAAUCAGGGGUCUUAUAACACAUGUUGGAGCAUCCCAUGCUUGACACCGAUUCAGAGUUGUGUAAUUGAGAAUCUGAGAAUCUGCUUAAUAUGUAUUAUAUUUAAAUUCAAUGGAUGACUGGGGACCUCUUGAGGAAUUCACUUUCUUUUUGGCAUCUCUAUAUACUAAAGAACAACUGAUUUGAAAUAUGGGAAGUUGUAACCAGUAUUUUCACUAUUUUCUGAUUUAUUUAGUUUUAUAACACUCUACUUACACUGUAUGUGAAUCAUCAUUUAAUUGUUUUCAUUGUGUGUGGGUAAUGUUUGCUUAAUCUGUUUGAACUGGAAUAUCUCAUUAAGUUUGAGCUGUUCAGUGUGAGGCAAAGACAAUAAAAGCUGAAUGUGGAA